Prosopis cineraria is the source of this 1401-nucleotide messenger RNA. RefSeq lists its product as uncharacterized. Lineage: Eukaryota; Viridiplantae; Streptophyta; Magnoliopsida; Fabales; Fabaceae. The coding region runs from base 171 to 1232 and encodes 353 amino acids. The transcript is spliced from 4 exons. Gene Ontology annotation, molecular function: nucleic acid binding. The record is from RefSeq and is a predicted model, not a curated record.
AUAUCUCUUUCCUUCUUGACGACGAAGAGAUAACAGUGUACUUUUUUAUGCGUCUAAGUCACAAAUCCUUUUCUUCCUUCUAACCUUUCCUUCCCUCGUUCAUAGCGAGGGAUUGUAGAAAAGAAGAGGAAGAAGUUUCGGGAUUGAAUUUUUGAAGAUUGUUCUUAGCCAUGGAUUCUUCAUCUGUUUCAAUCGAUGGGACUUCUGGGUUGAAAGACAAAGAGUCAAUGGUUGACCCCUUCUUGGUUGAGGCUCUCCAAAACUCUCGUCACCGUCUAACCAUUUUGCGGAUGGAACUUGAUAUCCAAAGGUUUCUGAAUAAUGCUGAUCAGCAGCAUUUUGAGUUCCAACAUUUCCCUUCUUCCUAUCUCCGUCUGGCAGCACAUCGUGUUGCUCAACACUAUGGUAUGCAAACAAUGGUUCAAGAUGGUUUAGACGGCCGGGGAAAUAAAAUUGUGGUAAGGAAGUUGGCAGAAAACAGGUAUCCUGUGGUUUGCUUAUCUGAAAUACCUGCCAAACAUAUAGAAACUGAUAAACUUGAGCAGAUUAAAAUUGCCACAAGACCUAGACCCUAUAGAGCCAAUGUAAAUGAAGCCAAUGAAGCUGGGAGAGCUGGAAAUUUUAUGAGAAGUGUGGAAGUGAGGAAAGAGGAAUAUGAUCGGGCACGAGCUCGCAUCUUUAGUAGAUCUAGAAGUCCUGAUUUGAAUGAUACACAGUCAGAUAUUUCAAUGGAUGGAAAAGGUUCUUGUAUGAACAAAGAUGAAAUUGAAGUUAGCAGGAAUUCCAUUGCAGAUUCUGAAAAAUACAAUAGUGUGAGGGACAUAGGUUCUACUCGAGUUGCCAUUUUCAGAGACAGGGAAAAGGAUCGUAGUGAUCCUGAUUAUGACCGUAGCUACAGAAGAUAUGCUAGGAGCACUCCAAACUCUGUUCUCAACUUGGUGCCUUAUAAUUUGCCAAAAGUUGAGCCUUCGUUUGGUCAGUAUGACCCCACCUUUAAUCAGAUGGGUCAUAUUUCACAAACUCAAGCUUCACUUGGCUAUGCACCCCCUACGACCCAUCUAAGUCCCUUUGGCGCCACAGGAGUGAAUCAGACAUCUGGGAAUGCUGCUUACCUACAGUGGCCAAGUGCUGCUAUGAUGUAUGCUCAUACAUAUGACCAGUUUAGACAUGCUGUUUACCCGGCACCAUUUGGUCAGCAACCAUUGAGCUUUGACUAUUCGCAGAACUACUAGAUAUUGAUUGGGUGGAGGAAUUAUGGAUUUGCUUGCAUGGACAAGUUAGCUUAGCUUCAGGUUUAGGUUAAUUUUUUCAUUUCUGUCGUGGACGCUUGUAUCAAUUGUUGCAGGUUCCCUUUGGAUUUUCAGUUUUGAUGGCCAUAGUAAAGCAUAUAUGUUCCGUGUU